AUGUUCGUGGCCGCCAACGACCACGAGAACUACCUCAUGUCCCCCCAUGGCACGCCGGCCGCCCAGCGUUUCGACGCCACAUGCUUCGAUUCCACCCCCAUCCAGUUCGACCAAUAUGGCAACCAGAUGAACGGCAUGAUGGCCAAGAACCAGCAGGCCUACGGCGCCAACAUGGGAGGCAACAAGGACUUUGAGCUCUUUGGCUCCGACAGCGCCCUCUCGACGCCCUCCUUCAUGAACUUCAGCGACGCUCCCAACACUCCCCAGGGCUGGAUCUCUGAGGGAGAGACUGCCAGCACGAGGCGGUCGUCGCGGAGAAUCAGCAAUGGCAUCAUGGAGAGGGUCAGCAAAUUCGAGACCAUGGGCAUUGAGCAGAUGUCAAGACCAAUGACACCCCCUACGCAGAAUGCAACAAAUUACUUUCCUCCUACUCCUAUGGAGACGCCUCAUGAUCGGGCUAUCAAGCACGAGCCAAUCUCCGCUAGGCCGAGUCGCUUCGCCGACGGCUACGACGAGUCCAUGGAGGAGACGCUCAAGCCCACGAGGAGGACGAACCAGAGGACGCAGAACAUCUUUGAGGAGCUGCGGAGACAGUCUGAGCAGACCGCCAUGCCCGUCCCCCAGCAACCCACCCAGGUGACCGAGGCGGCCAUGUACGAGCAGUCGAUGCCCACCGCCGACUUCAUGAACAUGAACAACUUCAACAACGAGUUCAUGAAGAUCCAGGGCACCUACGACGGCAUCACUGACGACUUCGCCGCCUCCGAUCUCUCUGCGCAAUCCACCCCUCACACUCCUCUCAUGAACUUCCACGCGGCGUUCGACAACAGGCCCGAUCUGAGGCAUCCCAACAUGGAGAUUUCGUCCUCUUCCCCCACUUGUUCGUUCGACAUGUCCCGCCGUACUUCCCCUCACCGCCGUACCGAGUCUCUUGCCAGCAUUGCCAGUGCCGCCAGCAUCGCGAGCAUCAACAUCGAGGAGACCAAGACCGACACCGGUGUCACCAUCGAGGAUAUCGCAAACUACAUCCAAGGCCCCGAUCCUGGCGACGGCAAGUGGACCUGUGUGUAUGAGGAUUGCGGCAAGAAGUUCGGCCGCAAGGAAAACAUCAAGUCCCACGUCCAAACCCAUCUGAACGAUCGCCAGUACCAGUGCCCUACCUGCAAGAAGUGCUUCGUCCGCCAGCACGACCUGAAGCGCCACGCCAAGAUCCACACCGGUAUCAAGCCCUACCCCUGUGAGUGCGGCAACAGCUUCGCCCGCCACGACGCCCUCACCCGCCACCGCCAGCGCGGCAUGUGCAUCGGAGCCUUCGACGGCAUCGUCAAGAAGGUCGUCAAGCGCGGCCGCCCCCGCAAGCACCGCCCUGAGAUGGACGAGCGCGUCAACAAGUCCGCCCGCACCAGGACCAAGAACAAGUCCUCCACCUCCACCUCGUCGCAGUCCGGAUACUCGGACAGCUCUGCGGUCAACUCCCCAGAGAACGACUUCAACAUGAUGGACGAGCAGUUCGAGAUGGGCGGUAUCAGCAUCGAGCGCCCAGGCCUGGACAUGCCUCUGCAGAUCACAACCGUGUCUUCUGCGCCAAUGCCCUCGUCGCCCCCCAGAAUCCACAAGGAGUUGGACAUUGAACCGUCACCCGCCGCCAGCAGCCACCACUCGGGGUACGUCUCACCAGAGGCCCUGAUGGAGGCGCCAACGGCGUUGUCCCAGCAACCAGAGUCCCCAGCCAAGAGCGAGUACAACACCCCGCCCGAGCUCUCCCAGUCAUCCUCGCCCCCGCCCAACCAGUUCUUCGACGCCGAGCCCAAUACUUCCGGCUUUAGCGACGACUCGUUGCUCGCCGGUAUGCGGGGCAACACCGGUGUCGGUGUCGGCAAUACCAGCAUCUCCAGUCUGGGCCUGGACCCCGACGACGAGAUGCUGAUGAAGACCUUUUCCGGCGAGGAGGGCCUCGUCCAGUUUGACCGCGAGUCCAACAUGCUGAUGAUGAACAAGUUUGACGAGUUCGACGACCCCGUCAACAUGUUCACCAACGACGACGUCUUCUUUGGCAGCUCAUGA
This is a messenger RNA of Colletotrichum chrysophilum, 2064 nucleotides long. RefSeq lists its product as uncharacterized. NCBI's taxonomy places the organism in Eukaryota, Fungi, Ascomycota, Sordariomycetes, Glomerellales, Glomerellaceae. The coding region runs from base 1 to 2064 and encodes 687 amino acids. The record is from RefSeq and is a predicted model, not a curated record. The transcript is spliced from 2 exons.